Molecule: messenger RNA, 660 nt
Organism: Morus notabilis
Lineage: Eukaryota; Viridiplantae; Streptophyta; Magnoliopsida; Rosales; Moraceae
Product: protein translocase subunit SecA
Exons: 5
Source: RefSeq, a predicted model, not a curated record
AUGUCGUUUUACAGAAAGAGCGACAACGGCUUUGCGGAUGAAUUGAAAAACGCGAGAAAAUUAGGAUCUUUCAAGCAAUUUAUGGUAGGUAGAAGCAGUGAAGCGACAUUUUCGAAUGCUUUUGAGAAACAAGAAGCUAUAAUUCGAUAUCUUGGAGGCUUUGAUGCCACAGGAGAGAAUCUCCAAAGCAAUCACAAGCAAGAAGCAGCAAAGAAUUGUAAUUACACGAUUGCCGAUGUUGAGAAUGCUCUGGUCAAGUUUACGUGGGCCAAAGAAGCAUAAAAGAAGAUAGAAAAUCUAAAGAAAGAAGGAAAACCAAUACUCAGGAGUCUUGCUGAGGUAUCAUGUGCAAAGCUGAUGGGUUCUACACCAUUGGAUCUUGCUAGGUCUAACUUCGCCAAGAGUGGACAAAUAAGUAGGAAUGCGCUUUGCCCAUGUGGUUCCAAUAAGAGGUAUAAAAGGUGCUGCGGGAAGAACUGAAGUGAUUGAAGAACAAAGUAAACAACGCCCAGAAAAGAUCCCUACUCUACCAUGGAGAUGGAGUUUGGAGAGUCCAUCAGAACUCCUAGAAUCAAUUUUUGAGGUCUUAAAUGUCGAAGCCUUUUGUUUUAUUUUGGCUAGUUAGACGAGUUGGUCCAUGGAUUCAAUCAAAUUUGGGGA